AGAAGCGAACACAACGCGUUUGCGCAUGCGCGUGGAUCAUGUACGGAUCGUACGUGCCUAAAAUUCGCAAUUCAAAUAUUGGCUAAAGAACGGUGCCCAUAAAAGCGUUCUACCGCAAGUGACAAGUGAACGACAGCCAACUAAAAUCAAAUUUAUAUCCCUAACCAAAAAAAGCAUGCGUGAACGCAGUCAAACGACCCCAAGAAGGCGUCGUGCCGGUCCAAAACAGGCAUUACCAUCCGAGGGGGUGGGCGCCCUGGAAUCCCCCUAUUACUCUAUUGACAAUACGGAGGAUAUAUAUGGGACCACCUUGCUGCCCUCGCAGCGCUGCUAUGUGGAUCCCUGGGAUCUGGAGAACUAUGAUUAUGUACGCAAAAAGAUCGAUGAUGUCAACGGUCAGGAGGUGGUUGAACCCGCCUAUGGGGGUGCUAACUCCCUGACCCCCAGUCCUACCUAUGGUUAUGGAACGGGAGUUGGUGGGGGUGGGGGAGUGGGUGUGGGCAUGUCAGCCACUAUGCCACGACCCCACACCCAAACUCGACGGGUGUCGCGUGCUCAGUGCCAACUGGAGUGCUGUGUGCCCCAAAGGACUCGUCGCCGGAGUCGCAGUGCUCGCAAGGAACCACUCUAUACGGCCAGGAGCGACAUCUAUGGGGCACCCAGUCGCUACGAGGACUACAUGGCGACCAUGACCAGGCAGCUGCAGCUGGACAACGGCGAGGAGGAGGAGGAUCCGGAGGACCUGUAUGGCGAGGAGCAGCGCCAGCUCUACAAUGGCUUUGGAGGCUUCUCCAGUGCCAGUUCCACGGAGCACCCCUCCUCCAUUGGGGAUGAGCAGCCCCUGCCCCAGCGACGGGCCUCCACCCUGCAACGUCGCCCUGUUCCCAGUCAGAUGCACAGGGGCAACAACAACAUCGGAGGGGGCUAUGGAACUGCCCCCCAUCCGAGGCGCAAGCGAAGCGGUAAGACGGCGCCCCUGUCCACACCGCCGCAGAUCGAUUUUCCCGCCCCGCCGCCACUUUCGCCCGCCUACGACUACUGCAAUCCCUAUGCUACACUGCCGUACUGCAGCAUUCCGGAUUGCAGUGAAUGUCAGCAGCAAAUCUACGCUGCACCCUCCACCCUCUACGGAACCAUGGGCGGCGUGGGAGGAGGGGAUGGAUCCCGAUUGAGGGGCUCUUCACCCCAUUCCAGUGGUGGCGACUCAUCGCUCUACUCGGGAAUUUACGCCCGUAAAUUCGGACUGAGCAAGAAGGGUCUGCUGCAGAUCGACUACUCCUGCAGUUGGAACGAUCUGGAUAGGGUGAUGCAGGGCCAUUUCUGAGAUCCACGGGUCAUUGGCCUCGGGUGCUGGGGUUAGGGUUACCAUCACGUUUGCACCGAUCGCGAACAGAAACAUUUUUGUACUUAAGUCAUUUGCAUAUAAAAAACACCACACACACACAAGACCAAAUAACUUAACAUGUUUGUCGUAGAUUUAUAGUCUUUCAAUAUUCAAAUUUACUGAAUAAACAUUUU
Molecule: messenger RNA, 1518 nt
Organism: Drosophila suzukii
Lineage: Eukaryota; Metazoa; Arthropoda; Insecta; Diptera; Drosophilidae
Source: RefSeq, a predicted model, not a curated record